Molecule: messenger RNA, 3543 nt
Organism: Salvia splendens (bonfire salvia)
Lineage: Eukaryota; Viridiplantae; Streptophyta; Magnoliopsida; Lamiales; Lamiaceae
Product: receptor-like protein 43
Exons: 13
Coding region: 67-3417 (1116 amino acids)
Molecular function (GO): receptor serine/threonine kinase binding
Source: RefSeq, a predicted model, not a curated record
GUUAGUAUAUAUAUAGUGGUAGCACACUAUAUCUCCACACAUUUACUACUUUCAAAAUCAAUCCUAAUGGAUAGAUCUUCACAGCUUUAUCUCUUUGGAACCUCACUCUUACUUCUUCAAUGGCUGAUUGAUUAUAGCUCAGCCAACUCAUACAUCAACCUUGAUCGUUCUUCACUUACUGCUUUCAAAUCUCGAAUAUCUUUCGAUCCCCAUAAUAUAUUGACCAAAAAUUGGAGUAGUAGGAGAAAUGUCUGUAGUUGGAUCGGAGUUACUUGUGAUUCUCGCUAUCACAGGGUGACUCGGUUGGAUAUAUCGUCUAUGGGUAUUGUAGGAACCAUUCCACCAGAAAUCGGAAAUCUUUCUUUUCUAGUUUCUUUAGAUUUCAGUGAAAACUCUUUCCAUGGUCCUAUUCCCCCAUCUAUUUUCAACAUGUCAUUUUUAGAAGAUUUGAAUUUGAGGAAUAAUAGUUUGUCUAGUAGCCUACCGUUUGAUAUGUGCAAACACAAUCUACAUAGGCUCAAGAGACUUCGUAUAUCUUUCAACAAGUUGUAUGGAGAAAUACCGUCGAGUUUGGAGCACUGUUCACAGCUUGAGUAUGUUUCUUUGCGCAGCAACAACUUUAGUGGACAUGUGCCAACACAAAUUGGGAAGUUGACAAUGCUUCAAGAGUUAUACUUAGGCGCCAACUAUUUAAGUGGUACUAUUCCAAAAGAAAUUGCGAACUUGACAAACCUUCAAUGGUUGGGACUUCAUAACAACAAUUUAAGUGGUAAUAUUCCAAAAGAAAUUGGAAACUUGAGAAUGCUUCAAUGGUUGGAUCUUAAUACAAACAAGUUAAGUGAUAAUAUUCCAAACGAGAUAUUUGCUCUUACAAAUCUACAAACUUUGGUCGUAAGUGUCAACAACUUUAGGGGCCACGUUCCUAUAGAAAUCGGAAACUUGACAAUGCUUCGAUUGUUAGACCUUAGUACAAACAAAUUAAGUGGUAAUAUUCCAUUAGAGAUUGGUGCCCUUACUAAUUUACGAUAUUUAGACAUGAGUUUCAACACGUUUAGCCAACACGUGCCACGAGAAAUUGGGAACUUGAAAGAGCUUCAAUCCUUGUACCUUAGUAACAACAAGUUAUAUGGUAACAUUCCAAAUGCGAUCGGUGCUCUUACUAAUUUACAAAAUUUGGAUGUGAGUGUGAACAACUUUAGUGGCCAUGUGCCAAAAGAAAUUGGAAAUUUAAAAAUGCUUCAAUGGUUGAAUGUUCGUACCAACAAGUUAAGUGGUAAUAUUCCAAAUGACAUUGGUGGUCUUACUAAUUUACAAACUUUGAGCAUGGAUUUCAAUAGCUUUAGUGGCCAAGUACCAAGACAAAUUUGGAACUUGACAAUGCUUCUAACGUUGUAUCUUGGUAACAACAUGUUAAGUGGUAAUAUUCCAACUGAGAUCGGUGUCGCUACUAAUUUACAAUAUUUGGAUAUGAGUUUCAACAACUUCAGUGAUCAUGUGCCACGAGAAAUUGGGAACUUGACAAGCCUUCAGUUGUUGUUCCUUAAUAACAACAAAUUAAGUGGUAAUAUUCCUACAAAUAUCGGCACCCUUACUAAUAUACAAUAUUUGGAUAUGAGUUUCAACAACUUCCGUGAUCAUGUGCCACGAGAAAUUGGGAACUUGACAAGCCUUCAGACGUUGUACCUUAAUAACAACAAAUUGAGUGGUAAUAUUCCAAAAGAGAUUGGUGCCCUUACUAAUUUACAAACUUUAAGCAUGAGUUUCAACAACUUUAAUGGCCAUGUCCCAAAAGAAAUUGGCAAUUUGACAAUGCUUCAAUGGUUGAACCUUCGUACCAACAAGUUAAGUGGUAAUAUUCCAAAAGAGAUUGGUGCUCUUACUAAUUUACAAUAUUUGGCAAUAAAUCUCAACAACAUUAGUGGCCAAAUGCCAAGAGAAAUUUGGAACUUGACAAUGCUUCAAAUGUUGUACCUUGGUAGCAACAAUUUAAGUGGUAAUAUUCCAAAAGAGAUUGGUGCUCUUACUAAUUUACAAACUUUGAGCAUGCAAUUCAACAGCUUUAGUGGUCACGUGCCAAGAGAAAUCCAAAACUUGCCAAAGCUUCAAGAACUGUACUUGGAUGCCAACAAUUUAAGUGGUCCGAUACAAUCCACCUUUGUGAAUCAAUCAGGAAUGGUUUUUUUAGGGCUUGGUCUCAACUUCUUCAAUGGUGAGAUUCCACCAUCCAUUUGCAACAUGACAUCCCUCCAAAUCCUCUAUUUGUCGUACAAUAAUUUGGAAGGGCCAAUUCCAAAAUGUGUGGGAAACUUGAGCACAUCUCUUUUAAUCCUCCAUUUGAAUGCAAAUAAACUUAAUGGCCUCAUCCCAUCAACAUUUCCAAAGGGUUGCAGUCUUCAGUCAAUCAAUCUGAAUGACAACAAAUUGGAAGGAACACUACCCCGAACUCUACUCAACUGCCAGGGUUUGUUGGGCAUCGACAUUGGUAAUAAUGAAAUACGAGAUGCAUUUCCCUUUUGGAUGGAAACACUCCCUCAACUUCGCUUGCUUGUCUUGAGGUCAAAUAAGUUCAAUGGUACGAUGUUGGUGGAUUCAAACUCAAACACGGAGCAACCAUUUCCAAAGUUGCAAGUCUUGGAUGUAUCACAGAAUGUAUUUGUUGGCCCUCUACCUGAUAGAUAUAUCAAGAACUUUCGAGGUAUGAUAGAUGCAAAGGAAAACCAGACUGAUGAUAGAGCAAAUUUGUUUCUAAGUUAUAUAGACUUGAAACUCACAUUGAAAGGAUUGGAUCAGUUAUUGCUGCAAUUGUUGGAUACCUUUACAACUAUUGACUUAUCCUCUAACAGAUUCUCUGGUAGCAUUCCGACAUCGGUAGGGAAUCUUAACUCUCUUAGAUACUUGAAUUUGUCUCACAAUACCAUUGUAGGACAUAUACCUUCAUCAGUUGCAGGUAUGAGUUUACUCGAGUCGUUGGACUUGUCUUCAAACAAACUAGAUGGAGAAAUUCCAAGUGGAUUGGCAAGGUUGACAUUUCUUGCGAAGUUAAAUCUUUCGAUGAAUAAUCUCGAGGGACAGAUACCACAAUCUACUCAACUUUCCACAUUUGGUAACGAAUCAUAUGUGGGAAAUGUAGGAUUGUGCGGAUUUCCAUUAACAAAAAAAUGUGAGGGGAGUGAUGGAAAACCAGUAUUUCCUCAAGACGAAGAAGAUGGUGAUGAGUAUGGAUUUAUAGAUGGAUUUGGCUGGCGAAGUGUGGUGAUGGGGUAUGGAUGUGGAUUUGUAGUUGGAAUUGGAAUUGGUUACAUGAUUAUAAGAAGUGGAAGGCCAAAAUGGUUAGUUGAAUUCUUUUUUGGGGUUGGAUACAAUAAUAGUAAGACGAAGAAAAGAAAUAGAGCAAAAGCAACUACAAGGAGAAGGUAAUUCAAGACCAACAUUGUGAUUUCCUUGUGCUUCAUUUGUAACUCUAGCAUAGUGGGUGUAUAUAUGAUGUUUUGUAAUUAUGCUUUGUAAAAUAUGCAAUUAAUGUUGUAUAUCUAAGGUUUGCUA